ACCUUUUAGAUAACUACCACCAAAACUAAUUAACUUCACUUAAAAAUUAAGAAAGGAAAACUAAGAAGAUAUGGACUCACAAACCUCUCAAAAGCUUCCAGCCAUAGACUUCACCAACAUCAACUUAGCCAAUAGAGAGUUGGUUAAGUCCCAAGUCUACCAAGCACUAGUAGAAUAUGGUUGUUUUGAAGCCACUUUUGAUAAAAUUCCUUUACACCUUCGCAAAGCCAUGUUUGAUGCAAUACAAGAGCUGUUUGAUCUUCCUCUAGAGAUUAAAACACUCGAUGCAUGUAAGAUGAACCAUCAAGGUUAUGUUGGGCAAACUCCUGUAAUACCACUUUUUGAAAGCCUUGGUAUUGACCAUGCAAAUAUUUUCCAGAGAGUGGAUACCAUAACCAACACCUGGUGGCCUCAAGGAAACCCUAGUUUUAGCAAAACUAUAAAUUCCUUUAGUGUGAAGCUAGCAGAGUUGGAUGAGACCAUUAGGAAGAUGGUUUUGGAAAGUUUGGGUGUUGAAAAGUACAUAGAAGAGCACAUGAAGUCAACUGAUUACCUUCUCCGAGUUAUGAAAUACAAAAGUCCACAAACCAAUGACAAAAAAUUAGGCCUGGUGCCACACACAGAUCAGACCCUUGUGACCAUAUUGUACCAGAAUCAAGUGGGGGGUUUAGAAGUAAUGACAAAAGAUGAGAAAUGGAUAAGCUUCAAGCCUUCUUCUCCACAUAGCUUCCUAGUUUUAGUCGGUGAUUCAUUUAAAGCAUGGUCAAAUGGGAGGUUGCAUUCACCAUUCCAUAGAGUGAUGAUGAGCGGGAAUGAGACAAGAUAUUCUUUAGGGUUGUUCACUCUCCCAAAAAAAGGAUGUAUUGUUAAUGCUCCAGAUGAGUUGGUGGACGAGGAACACCCUUUGCUCUUUAAGCCUUAUGAUUUUGUUGAGUUUCUAAACUAUCGUUACUCCGAAGAAGGUUUUAGAGAUCCAUUUUCUCUACGCACUUACUGUGGUGUUUGACCUUAUAACUUAUAUCGUUAGUACUGUAUUGAGAUAAAAUUGGUUUUGUUUUGUCCUAAACAAUUUACCUUAGAUUGGAUGCUAGUAUAUGUUUGAAGUCAUUGCGAUUGUAGCGUGAUUUUGUCGUGUUGUGUUCAAAGAUCUCCUAGAAGAUUUUCCUUUGCCAAAUAAAACCAUUUUGUAUAUUACAUUAUUUAUAUUGUCAAUCGUCAUUCCCCAUUAUAUAUAAAUAGAGUAUUCAAGUUUUUGGCAUCCAACUUGCAUGCAUCUAAAUUGUCGGUUCAGUUUGUAAGCUAAGCUUAGUUAAAAAUUUAUUUUGGUUCGAGAUCAGUUCGGUUCCAGAUCUCAAUUAAGUUCGUGAGUUCAAUUCGAUUUAAAAGUUCAUUGUAGUUUGAGAUAAGUGUGGUUAAAAUCUCAUAUUGGUUUUUGUGGUCAGUCUGGUCAAAACUUCGGUUCGGUUCGUGAGUUCAAUCCAAUCAAAAGCUCAUCUGGUUUGAGAUAAGACAGUAGAAAAUUUCGAUUUAGCUUGAAGACUAACCAUUUCAAGCUGUUGUUUAGAAAGAAGACUAACCGCUUCAAUUUGCUUUUUGGAAAGAAGACUAAUCGCUUCAAUAAGGUGUUUGGAAAGAAGACUAACUGCUUCUCGCCAUUGUUCGUCAUUUGAUUGGAAGUUAGCCUGAAAUUUUAUUUUCCUUGUAUAAGGGGGUUUGAGAGUUUAACCUAUUAAAAGCUCUUAAGAAUUACUAGAUGCUCUCAAAAUCAAAUCUUGGGGAAAUAACUGAGUCUUCUUGAGUGGACUUGUAUAAACUUUUGGUCACUUCUCUUUUCAUUAACUCUCUAUUUUUCCGCAUAUUUACUUUCCACUGCUAAUCUUUUAAAAAAAUAAUAAUAUGCUUUUAAACUCUGAAAAAUAAUCACAAAAAGUUUUCAAACUAUAGUUUUUCUAAAACCCACAAUUCACCCUACUCUUGUGUGUGGAGUCACAUGUCAAACAUAGGCGCCAUGCUGCUAGUAGAGGUCAACACCUCUACAUGGAAAAGAGAACGCUUCAAUGAAGAGGACAACCAGACCGGGUUAGAAAGUGUGGCAAACCUGGUCGAAGAAGUAUGAGAAAUAGCUUUCAUUCAAGAGUUUGCAGCGAUGCAAAGAGCAUAAAGAAGGUACAACACUAAGGUAUGACAAAGACCGAUGGAGAGCUUAAAGAAAGUGGCAGAUCCGACAAAGAAAAAAAACCACAUCCCAAUUGGAAGGACCGUACACGGUACUACAAAAGUUGUCCCAUGAGGCUUGUAAGUUGGAGAGCUUAGAAGGAAAGGAAGCUCCCAGAACUUAGAUUGCGGCGAGCUUCAGACAUUACU
Messenger RNA from Vicia villosa (hairy vetch), 2364 nucleotides. RefSeq names its product probable 2-oxoglutarate-dependent dioxygenase AOP1. The transcript has 3 exons. The record is from RefSeq and is a predicted model, not a curated record. The coding region runs from base 71 to 1006 and encodes 311 amino acids. NCBI's taxonomy places the organism in Eukaryota, Viridiplantae, Streptophyta, Magnoliopsida, Fabales, Fabaceae. Gene Ontology annotation, molecular function: dioxygenase activity.